AUGGCUUUUCGCAUACUUGCUUGGAAUUGCAGAGGAAUUGUAGGAAACUCCAGGCGACGAGCUCUAAUCGAUUUGAUCCGGCAGGAGAAACCAAAGAUUCUUUUUCUCUCGGAGACUCUUUGCGAUACAAAACAACUGGACACUCUACGAGUCAAGGUAGGGUUUGAUAACUGUUUGGGUUGGCCUAAAGAUGAUGAGAAUUCAAGGGGAGUGGCUUUCUUAUGGAUGAAUGAUGUACCGGUGAGGAUUAGGAAUUAUUCUUCAAGGCAUGUUGACGUAGCCAUUGGGGUAAGAGGAGCACCGGAUGAAUGGCGUUUAACAGGCAUAUAUGGGUAUGCUCAGACCGCUGAUAGGCAUGAAACAUGGAAUUUGAUGCGCCAAUUGGCAUCUCAAUCCUCCUUGCCCUGGCUUAUUGUGGGGGAUUUCAAUGAAAUCGUUGACAACUCAGAGAAAACGGGUGGAGUCCCUCGAAGGCAUGUGCAGAUGCAAGGUUUCCGUGAGGCAAUGAUGGAUUGUUCUCUGCUUGAUAUGGGUUUUUUUGGAAGCCCUUACACAUGGUCAGACUACCAGACGAAGGAAAGGUUAGAUCGGAGCUUAUGGAAUGUGGAGCUAAGGAAUCUGUUCCCAUCUUCACGUACAACUCACUUGCCGCCAAGUUCCUCUGAUCACAGUCCUCUAUUAGUUGAGGUAAGUGAAACUCCUAUUCCGCAAACUGGGCGUAGAAAACCACUAUUUCGUUUUGAACAAUAUUGGGCAACACAUCAAGAGUGUGAAUCAGUGAUCCAACGCGGUUGGCAAUAUGCUUCUGAGGGAGAUCCAAUGAGUUAG
Molecule: messenger RNA, 828 nt
Organism: Rosa chinensis
Lineage: Eukaryota; Viridiplantae; Streptophyta; Magnoliopsida; Rosales; Rosaceae
Exons: 1
Coding region: 1-828 (275 amino acids)
Molecular function (GO): catalytic activity
Source: RefSeq, a predicted model, not a curated record